Messenger RNA from Lathyrus sativus (Indian pea), 588 nucleotides. NCBI's taxonomy places the organism in Eukaryota, Viridiplantae, Streptophyta, Magnoliopsida, Fabales, Fabaceae. The record is from the annotation of a GenBank genome assembly.
AUGUCGGAGAAAAAGCCAGUGGUUGGCCUCUCAUGGCAACCACAGUUGCCUUUUCCAUAUGAUCCAUCUCAUGCCCAAUUUCCAGCAGCCAAGGGACAGAAUAACACUAUCUGGAAACCAAAUUCCGAAUUGGUUGGUGGACUAUUGGUUCCUCCGAAUGAUCCCAGAAAAUUAAAUAAGUUAUUGAGACAGCAAGUUAAGGAUACUUCUGAAAAAGGAUGGUUUGGCAUGCCUGCUCAAACCAUGACCCCUGAGCUACAGAGAAAUCUGAAGUUACAAAAGUUGAGGGGUGCCAUUGAUCCAAAACGGCACUACAAGAAGUGUGAUUCAAAUUCAAAGACUCUUCCAAAGUACUUUCAGAUCGGAACAGUUGUAGGAUCUCCGCUGGACUACUUCUCAGGCAGAUUAACAAAGAAAGAAAGGAAAGAAACGUUUGCAGAUGAGUUGCUUGCUGAUAAAAAAGAUUCAGCUUACAGGAAGCGUAAGGUUCUAGAAAUCGAAGAGCAGAGGCAACCAGCUGGGAAUGCAAAGUGGAAGAUCAGAGGCCAAAGUUCUCUGAAACGUGCAAAAGAAAGGAGGAAGUUCUGA